This is a messenger RNA of Clupea harengus (Atlantic herring), 1222 nucleotides long. RefSeq names its product cytosolic sulfotransferase 3-like. The record is from RefSeq and is a predicted model, not a curated record. Lineage: Eukaryota; Metazoa; Chordata; Actinopteri; Clupeiformes; Clupeidae. Gene Ontology annotation, molecular function: sulfotransferase activity.
ACACUCACUCAAAGGUAGGUCUUGUGACACUUUGCCCUUUAGAGACACAGUUCAAUGAAGCAGAGAUAAGAGAGAUCACACACUGGCACACACACACACAGACACACACAUACCGACACACACACACUCACAGGUUUGUUAGGAGAGAAGGAGUAUGGCUGAGAAACGUCACUGUUGAGAGAAAGCUGAAGAACCAAGACAGGAAGAGGGCUUGUUUGGCAAAUCUUCAAGUCAUUUCAUUGACAUUCACUGACACAGUGAUGGAGCCCUUUGAACGCCCUGAACUCUAUGAAUUCCACGGAGUCUCUAUGACACACUACUUCACGGACAACUGGGAAAAUGUUCAAAACUUUAAGGCUCUGCCAGAUGAUAUACUCAUAGCCACUUAUCCAAAAGCAGGCACCACUUGGAUGUCUUACAUCCUGGACUUGCUGCACUUUGAACAGGAGGUUAAGGAUAGAGAGAAUUCUCUGCCCAUCUUUGACCGAGUACCUUUCCUAGAGCUCACCAUUCCGAACUACUGCACAGGCGUAGAGGCACUUGACACCCUUCCCACCCGCCCGCGACUUAUCAAGACUCAUCUACCUAUUCAGUUUGUGCCAAAGAGCUUCUGGGAAAAUAACUGCAGGGUGGUGUACGUGGCCCGUAAUGCUAAAGACAACGCUGUGUCUUACUUCCAUUUUGAUCGCAUGAACAUGGUGCAGCCGGAGCCGAAGGACUGGAACAGUUUUCUGCCCAGGUUUAUGGAAGGGAAAAUGGUGUUUGGCUCCUGGUAUGACCAUGUGACUGGCUGGUGGGACAAAAAGCAGAACUACUCCAAUCUUCUCUACAUGUUCUAUGAAGACAUGGUGCAGGACACGGGCCGUGAGCUGGAGCGCCUCUGCUCCUUCCUGGGUUUGUCCACCACAGCAGAGGAGAGAGAGUGCAUCAGGGGAGGAGUGCAGUUUGAUGCCAUGAAGGCAAACCCAAUGGCCAACUACUCUACUGAUCCAGUGAUGGAUCAAAAGAUCUCUCCCUUCAUGCGCAAAGGGAAAGUCGGUGACUGGAAGAACCACUUCACUGUGGCUCAGAACGAGACGUUUGACAAGCACUACAAGAAGAGGAUGAAGAACAGCACACUGGAGUUCCAUACAGAAAUCUAGCAGGACUCAUAGUUAACUGUGAAUUGUUGUAAUAUUGCCUAAAAAUGACAAAAACGAAAAUAUAUUACAGUUGAAUUGCA